Molecule: messenger RNA, 1002 nt
Organism: Candidula unifasciata
Lineage: Eukaryota; Metazoa; Mollusca; Gastropoda; Stylommatophora; Geomitridae
Source: the annotation of a GenBank genome assembly
GAUUUUGUAUUCUCAGUUUCAGGAAUUCUCUAAAGUCUUUUUUCGAAAGGGAGUUCGAUUCACGGGAACCCCUGGAUGCUGAUAACAUUGUGGUCGUAUGCGGACUCACAGCUUUACUGGAAUCUCUGGCCUUUGCCCUGAUAGACCAAGGAGAUUACAUCAUGACAUCUUCUCCAUACUAUUAUCGUAUCAAAAAUGACCUGACCGAGAGGGCAAGGGUCAACGUCCUGGAAGUGCCACUGAUAGCGAAGCCAAAGACAAGACGAGUGAAACCCUACACUCUAGACGUUGAUAUACUGGAAGAAGGAUUCCUCGAGGCCGAGCGAGAGGGCAAGCGUGUGAAGGCCGUGCUAUUGGUCAACCCAAACAACCCACUUGGUGACGUGUACACAGCUCAACAGCUAAACCAUAUACUAGAAUUUGCUGCCAGGUACCAGCUUCACGUGAUUGUUGAUGAAAUAUACGCCUUGUCAGUGUUUGACCCGGAUGUGACCUUCACAAGUGUCCUUUCUCUAUACCAUCCAGACCCAGAAAAAGUUCACUUUAUAUGGGGAUUCAGCAAGGACUUUGGCCUGUCCGGUUACCGUUGCGGGGCACUCUACACCAACAACAAGCCACUGGUCAAGUACAUGGUCAGCCUCGGCUUAUACCAGCAGACGGCGCCACUUGUGCAGCAGAGACUCAAACAUAUCAUUGAUGAUACAGACUGGCUACAUCAGACGUACAUACCAACUCUGCAUGAGCGCUUGAGGCGGCAAUACCGAAUGUGUUACGACGCAUUGGUUAAAUGUGGGGUAGAUGUGCAUCACUCAUCUGGCGGCAUUUUUGUUUGGAUGGAUGCCUCUAAGUAUCUACCGGAGCAAACAUUCGCCGCCGAAGAGUGGUUGUUUGAUCAGUUCAUGAAAGAAAAUGUCUUCAUACUUCCUGGGAAAGCUUGCUAUAGCACUAAACCUGGCUGCUUCCGGAUCGUCUUUGCUCUUGAGGAGAACGUUUGUUUAGAAG